Molecule: messenger RNA, 549 nt
Organism: Geodia barretti
Lineage: Eukaryota; Metazoa; Porifera; Demospongiae; Tetractinellida; Geodiidae
Source: the annotation of a GenBank genome assembly
AUGAAACUGUUUAUUGCUGCUACCGUUAGUAUUAUCUUCUUUGGGAUGCUCGUCGCUUUUGCCGAUGAACAAACCGAAACAGCACCGCCGAAAGUGGGCGACACGGCACCGGAUUGGACGCUCCAAGACGCCGAGGAAAAGGAGCACAAUCUAAAGAAGUUGCGCGGCAAGGUCGUUUUCCUCAUUAUGGGCAAUCGUAAGAUUCGGAAGGAAGAUGACAAGUGGGCAGAGGCGUUCCAGAAGGCGUACGGAGAGAACGAACAGGUUGUCGCCUAUAUCAUUGGUGAUUUACGGAGCGUUCCUGGGUUCAUACCGAAACGGUUUAUCAGAGGUCAACUGAAGAAAAACCCGCCCCCUGUGGGAUUCCUGCUGGAUUGGAAGGGAGAAGUGCAUAAGCGGUAUCAGACGGGAGAAAAGAAACCCACGCUUUAUCUAAUCUCGCAAAACGGUACUAUUGUGUUCCACCGAAAAGCGAACUUCAAGCCAAAAAUUUACGCCGAACUCAAGAAAGAAAUCGACAGGCUUUUAGCAACCCCCGACGCAAAUUGA